Molecule: messenger RNA, 1854 nt
Organism: Mesitornis unicolor (brown roatelo)
Lineage: Eukaryota; Metazoa; Chordata; Aves; Mesitornithiformes; Mesitornithidae
Product: golgin subfamily B member 1-like
Exons: 2
Coding region: 1-1854 (617 amino acids)
Cellular component (GO): Golgi apparatus; cis-Golgi network; endoplasmic reticulum-Golgi intermediate compartment
Source: RefSeq, a predicted model, not a curated record
AUGGAGCUUUUGGCUCGGCUCGAAGGGUCUCAGGAGCUGCAGAGCAGGACUCGGAGUGAGCAGCAGAAGCUGGAGUCAGAAAUCAGCAGCCUGAGGGACCAGCUUGCUGACUUACAGGAUUCCUUCGCCAAAUGCGAACUGGUCAGAGAAGAGCUGGGGAGCACAGUCAAGCAACAAGAGACCAGCAUCCAAAACUUUACAUUCCGCUGUGAACAGCUCGAGGCUGACCUGCAAGCUUCCAAGGACCUAACGAAUAAGCUGCAUGAAGAAACCAGUGCCAAGGAUCAGAAGAUCAUCAGCUUGCUGUCUGCCAAAGAGGAAGCGGUUAUGGCUGCGGUGUCUGAACUGCAGCAGCAGCAUUCUGGAGAGGUGAAGGAGCUGGAGCAUAGGCUGAGCAAGGAGGAAGAAGAGAAAAAAGCCUUGGAGAAGGAGAAGGGCAAAUUUCUUGACAGACUUGAUCGUCUCGCUGAAAAGGUGAAGGUGAGCAGGGAAGAAAGCAAGCAGCAGAAGGCACAACUGGAGUCCUUCACCAAGUCCAUGUCGUCGUUGCAAGAUGACAGAGACCGCGUCCUGCGAGACUACAAGCAGCUCGAGGAGCGUCACCUUGUUGUCAUCUUGGAAAAAGACCAGCUGAUCCAAGAGGCUGCUGCUGAGAACAACAAGCUCAGGGAAGAGAUCAGAAGCUUUCACAGCCGGGUGGAUGACCUCAACUCCGAGAACGCCAAGCUGAGCGCGGAGCUGGUGCGGUACAGAGAGGACCUGAACCAAGUGAUUUCAAUCAAGGACUCCCAACAGAAACAGCUCCUCAAAACACAGCUUCAACGGAUCCAGACUCUGGAAAAGGAGAAGGCAGCUGUGGAAACGCAGCUGAAGGAGUCCGAGCAGGCUCAGGAUGAUCUCAGGAAGUGCGUGGAGGCCUUGAGAGAGGAUAAAGCCAGUAUGUCCCAAGAGAUUGAGACCCUUACAUCCUCUCUGUCUGGCGUGCAGAGUGAGAUGGCUGCGUUGCAUGAGGGGGGUCCUGUGGCGCAGUGUCAAGCUCAGCUGAAGGCUCGAGAGGAAGAGGCACAAGAGCUGAGUCACAAGCUCUCCCUCUCGCAGAAAAGAACCGCAGAACUCGAGGAGGAACUGGUGUGUGUCCAAAGGGACGCAGCCAAGAGAGUGGGAGAGGCUGAGGACAGGCUUCGGAAGGAGCUGAAGCACCUACAUCACGAUGCAGGGAUAAUGAGGAAUGAGACGGAGACGGCGGAAGAGAGAGUGGCGGAGCUGGCCCGGGACUUGAUGGAAAUGGAGCAGAAAUUUUUUGCGGUCGCGGAUGAAAACAAAGAUCUCAGAGCUCAAAUUCAGUCUUUUGGGAAGUCCAUGAGCUCUCUGCAGGACAGCCGGGACCAGGCCAAUGAAGAGCUUCGUGUCUGGAAACAGAAAUACUCUGCAGACUUAGAGGAGCAGCAGCACCUGGUGCAGAGCCUCCAGCAAGAGGUGGCUCAGCUGCAAGAAGAGCGACAUUUCACUGCCAGGGACCGAGACGCAGCGAGGUCUGAGCUGACGGAACUGCAGAAAGCCGCUGAUGAAAGGGGUCUCUUGGCCCAGGUUGAGAAACUCCACCAGAAGCUCAGAGCCAAGGACGAUGAGCUUCUCCGUUUGUCUUCAGAGCUGGAAGGCUCUUCCAACCAAGUAAGAGAGCUGAAGAACCUGCAGCAGCAAUACAUUCUGGUCGGGGUAGAGUCUGCUGAGAACUCUCGCCUAAAAGCACAACUGCAGGAAUGUCAGCAAGACUCGGAUAGGCAGCGGCGUCUCCAGGAGCAGCUGAAGCAAGAAAGCGUUUCCUACCAGCAGGAGCUGCAGCAGCUCAGGUGA